Messenger RNA from Knipowitschia caucasica, 474 nucleotides. The record is from the annotation of a GenBank genome assembly. NCBI's taxonomy places the organism in Eukaryota, Metazoa, Chordata, Actinopteri, Gobiiformes, Gobiidae.
AUGGAACUGCUUGUAUAUGGAACUGCUUGUAUCUGGCUCCGUCUCCUCCCUCAACGACGCUGUCUGCCCGGACGCGGGGUGCUGCUCCGACCUGGCAUUCGGGUCCCGUCUGCAGAGCCGCUGGGACGGUGUAUCUUUUUUUUUUACAGUGACGUCAUCCCGUCCUCAGAUGCCCUGCGGUUCUUCACGGACGCAGCCCCGUCCGUGGGUUUUGGGGGUCUCUUCCAGGUCCAGUGGUUCGCCGGGCCCUGGCCCGACGCCUUCCCUCAAAGCAUCUCCUCCGCGCUCCCGAUAACCUUCCAAUGUCAUCCCCCACUCCUUCGGAUAGGCGCCGCCACGCGCGCCGCGUCCCUUGGGCUCCCCUAUUCCGCCCUCCAGCAGCUGGGCCGCUGGUCAUCAUCGGCCCUCUCCUCAUACAUCAGGCCUGACACUUCGACCAUCCUGGCAGCCCAGCGCCUCUUUGCAUCUCCAUAA